CUUUGUGCUGGGCAGAGUUUGCCUGCACCCAGGCACCCUGGGUGAGCAGGGCUGCUGGACAAGCCUCCCAGCAGCACCCAGAGACAGGCUAGGAGGAAGCAGCCCACUGCCAAGCUCUGGGGCAGGCACUUGAGCUGGCCUGAACCUGGCACUGCAAACCUGAGUCAUGCCACAAGAGGUGUCCAAGCUGAACUUGGGGAAGAAGAUCAGCAUCCCCAGAGAUGUGAUGCUAGAAGAGCUUUCUCUCCUCACUAACAAAGGAUCCAAGAUGUUCAAAUUACGUCAGCUGAGGGUGGAGAAGUUCAUUUAUGAGAAUAACCCUGAUGCCUUCACUGACAAUUCUGUGGAUCACUUUCAGAAGUUCAUCACACCAGGAGGGCAUUACGGUGAAGAUGCUCAAGGCUAUGCCCAUGGGAGGAUGGUAGGAGGAGUGACAGCUGGACAGCAUGGGCAGCAUGGCUCCAAUAAGCAGCAGUAUCCUGGUGCUCCUCCUAGGCCUGGAAGCAAAGGAGGCCCUAGGGACAGCAAAGGGGAACAUGCUGGGGAAUCAGCUGGAAGUGGUGGAGAAGGAGGUGAUGGUACUGGGAAAGAUGGCAAGUCAGGAGGCAAAAAAAUCACUGUAUUUAAAACUUAUAUCUCCCCCUGGGAACGAGCAAUGGGUAUCAGCCCUGAGGACAAAAGUCAGUUCACCAUUGACUUACUGUCAUACAGUCCCAAAGCUGAUUUCCCCCAUUAUAAGUCUUUUAACCGGACUGCCAUGCCUUAUGGGGGUUUUGAGAAAGCAGCCAAACGGAUGACCUUCAAAGUGCCUCAGUUUGAUAUUUGCCCUUUGCUUCCAGAAUCUCUCAUGAUAUAUAAUCAAAAUUUCAGCAGCAGACCCUCCUUCAACAGAACCCCUAUACCAUGGAUGCCUUCAGGAGACUCGUCUGAGUAUCAUACUGAGAUCAAUGUGCCAAGGAGUGGUGAAACAGAAGAGCUGUAAACCCCUA
This is a messenger RNA of Melopsittacus undulatus (budgerigar), 989 nucleotides long. RefSeq names its product myozenin 1 (gene MYOZ1). NCBI's taxonomy places the organism in Eukaryota, Metazoa, Chordata, Aves, Psittaciformes, Psittaculidae. Gene Ontology annotation, cellular component: Z disc; actin cytoskeleton. The record is from RefSeq and is a predicted model, not a curated record. Gene Ontology annotation, molecular function: actin binding; telethonin binding; FATZ binding. The transcript has 5 exons. The coding region runs from base 167 to 982 and encodes 271 amino acids.